UUUGGCAUCUGCGCUUUCAUCAUGGACUUUGACGAGUCAUCCGUAAAGGUCGUCACCCAGGAGUUCACCGCCAUCGUUCUCGCUGGCUUUGGCACAGAUCUCGUACCGCUCACGAGCAAUCAGGGCGAGGAACCAUGUCCGAAGGCUCUCUUGCCCAUAGCCAACAAGCCUAUGCUCGACUAUCCUCUGUCUUGGCUAGAGAGCUCUGGCAUAAGAGAUGUCCUGCUCAUCUGCCCAUCACCUCAUAAGGCAGCAAUCUCGCACUACAUUCAUUCAGGCUCCUCUAUCUCUUCGUUCCCCUCGCUUCGCAUAGAUCUUCAAGUUUACGACGAGUCGCUAGAAAGCGGAGAUGGUACCUGCGACGUCCUUAGGCAUUUUGCACAUCGCCUUACCGGAGACUUCGUCCUGCUACCCUGCGAUUUCGUCCCGUCGCCUUCCUUCAACUUGUCAAGAGUUCUUGAUAAGUUCAGAGGAGAAGCAAAUUAUGAUGGUGCCAUCGCGACUGCAGCUUUCUACGAGACCGCGAAAACCGACAAGAGUGCUAUAAUAGAAGAGUGGGGAGUGCCCCCACCUCAGCUUCCAGUGGUUUGGGACGAUCGGACGGGAACUCUGUUGCAUGUCGACACCGAGGAUGACCGUGACCGUAAUGGAGAGGAGCUGGAACUGACUAUGAGCCUUCUCACAAGAUACCCCCGUGCCAAGAUGUCUGCCAGCCUACAAGAUGCACAUGUUUACGUGUGCAAGCGGUCUGUGCUAGAUAUACUCCAAGAGAAGUCCGAUUUCGACUCGUUCCGAGAAGAGUUCAUACCGUGGCUCUGCAAACCCCAGUACUCGUCACGCAAACGCGCGAAAUAUGCAAACAUUUUGAACCCACCAGCGAACACUUCGACACAUCACAUGUCACUAGAGCACUCGACAACCUAUAUCCCGUCGCAUACACACAGCGUCAGGGAGCAUCUACGGGAAGACAUUAGGACCGCCACCUCGUCGCCGGUAGACCUCACAGAGAGAGACGAAAGUGUCAGCUUACGUGUCGGCAUCGUGAUCCAUCGUUCUUCCGAAGGCUAUGCCGCCCGGGUGAACACCCUGCAAAAUUUCCUUGACCUGAACCGCCAUUUCCUUAACCAAGUGUCAUGGACACUUCCGACCGACUCCGAGAGUCGUGCGCUCAUUGAUCCCAAAGCUCAGAUCUCGAGCGAUUCGAUGAUCGGUUACACGACCAAAGUCUCCGAGAAGACAAGUAUCAAAAAGUCAGUCAUCGGAAAGCACUGUGUUAUCGGCAAGAUGGUCAAGAUCGUGGGGUGCGUCAUCUUGGAUCACUGUGUGAUAGAGGACGGCGCGAAACUCGACGGCUGCAUCCUAGGCACGAAUACAAAGGUCGGUGCCAAGGCGGAGCUAUCAAGAUGUGUAACACAAGCUGGAUACGAGGUAGAGGCUGGAGAGUCGUUUAAAAACGAGAAGUUAGACGUUUCAGACUGGACAGUUCACCAGGGAGGCAGUGAUGAUACUGGCGAUGAGGACGCGGCCGGGGAUGAGUCUGAGUAGACAACUUCCAGCCGAAGACUGCACAUAUCAAUGUCGAUUGUAAUGCAUAGUGUGUAUGCGUAGAGAAGAUGUCGACGUUCACCUUACUCCUUCGGGCGUCUGGGCCGGAACAGCGU
Messenger RNA from Phanerochaete carnosa HHB-10118-sp, 1661 nucleotides. RefSeq lists its product as uncharacterized. The transcript has 8 exons. NCBI's taxonomy places the organism in Eukaryota, Fungi, Basidiomycota, Agaricomycetes, Polyporales, Phanerochaetaceae. Gene Ontology annotation, molecular function: guanyl-nucleotide exchange factor activity; translation initiation factor activity. Bases 22 to 1545 code for a protein of 507 amino acids. Gene Ontology annotation, biological process: biosynthetic process; cytoplasmic translational initiation. Gene Ontology annotation, cellular component: guanyl-nucleotide exchange factor complex; eukaryotic translation initiation factor 2B complex. The record is from RefSeq and is a predicted model, not a curated record.